Argentina anserina (silverweed cinquefoil) is the source of this 1044-nucleotide messenger RNA. RefSeq lists its product as uncharacterized. Bases 190 to 639 code for a protein of 149 amino acids. The transcript has 5 exons. The record is from RefSeq and is a predicted model, not a curated record. NCBI's taxonomy places the organism in Eukaryota, Viridiplantae, Streptophyta, Magnoliopsida, Rosales, Rosaceae.
UUCUGUACUCUCUAAUUUGUUCUCUUCUCAAUCUUCAUCGGCUAACCUUAUCCGAUCUCUGCUUUCCGGGUCGUUAAAAAGAGAUAGCUAUCAAGCAUAUCAGAGGAGAGAGUAGUUAAAGUCGUUCGUUGCCAGCUGACAGAGAGGAAAACCUAGCAGAAGAAGCAGUAACGACCUAAGUAGCAAGUUAUGGAUCAGAACAAGAAGCAAGUCGGUGUGACAAGCCAUGGUCAUGGCUCUUCUAGUUCUUCUCCUCCGACGACCACGAACCUUGAUCAUCUCUUUGGUCCUAAGGACUCGCCUUCUUCAACUUCUUCAUCUCUGUUCGGCUCUAUUUUCCCACCGCCACCAUCCAUGGGACCGGGGAGAGAAAGAUAUUCCGGUAAUAGUACUCGAGGCAGCAGCAAGAGUUCUGUGUAUCAGAAUAAUGAAGGUGCGGAUCCGCCUUGCAACUUUAACUCGUCAAUCCACUACGGCGGCCAAGAAAACUAUAAUGUACCGAAAAGUGGGAGUACAUAUGAUUCCCAGCACAACCAGCAUAAAUUUAAGAAAGAUGGAGGUGAUGAUGAUGAUUCGAGUGGAAACAAUUCACACGGCACUUCAAGAGGAAACUGGUGGAAGGGGUCACUUUAUUACUAAAUUAUACUGCACGUUCUAUGUAAAUUUACCACCCUUAAGAAGAGGUGUGUGUCACUCUAUGAGACAAUGCAAUCUACCUUAAUUAAAACGGUGGAAAUAAGAUGAUGUGUUAUAGGAUGUACAUCGUAGCAAGAGCGAUCUUUAUAUCUACCUAGCAGUAAAUCCUCGAUUAACUUCCCUAACUAACUUGCUGGAAUAACCAUUCCCAGCUAGUGAUUAAGUUUGGGCAAGUUAUGUUGGAUCGUAUAAUUAGUACUGUAUUAUGUGUAAUUAACCUGUUUGGCUCCAAAUCUACAUUUGGGCUCAAAUGAUUCUAUGUAACAUACUUUUCGUCGAGUAUAUGUUGUUUGGAUCCUCUACGUAAAAGCUUGGCACCGUAUAAUAUACCAAAGUACGUGUUAUGAA